AAGGAUUGUCAUUGACAGAGCGUCAUUGUACGUAAUGGAGUCGAUGUUCUGUACAUGUAAUUGUUAUUGAAAAUAUAAAAUUUAACAACGAAAUAUCACAUAAAACUGUGUAUUGCAGUGAUUUUCUGGAUUGCAGUGAAUGUUUGCUAACAUUUUAUGGAUGCUUUUAAGCGAUCCAAGUGCUCGAACAACCUCCUUUCGACCGUGAAUAAUGAUUGUCACGAAAUAAAACCUACAGGGCUAAGCGCGCUUCUUAUUCUAAAGAUUUGAAUUUGAAAAAGUAUUCAUGGUUUUGAGAGGGCAGCUGUGCAAUCCUCAUACAAAUGAAGCUAUGGCUUCUGAUCAACCCGUCAAGAAGAAACAGAGAAUCGACGCUCCUGAUAUUGACGAAGGCAGUGACCGAUCCGCCGAGGAUGUCCUGACCGACAUCUUCGAAAGCGAAACACCCGCCGAAACCUCUGAAGAAUUCCCAACAAGGAAUGGAGAGUCCCCAGACAGUGGUACUGUUAGUGAAGAUGCUGUCGACUGUUCUAGCAUAUUGAGGCUCCAGAGUGAUUCUGGUGUGGAAAUCUUACCGUCGUGUUCAAAUACAAACUCACAGUGGAAUUCUGAAAAUGACAAAUUACUAUCUGAACUGAGGUUACUCCAAAAUAACCUAAUCGGGCAGUGUUUAUGUCAAUUUGAUGAAAAUAUUGUUACACAACUAUUUGAUCGACAAUUGAAUAUUUCAACAUGGCCUUUGACGUCUUCCCUGACUUAUCUCUCAACUAUGCAGCUGAUGUUCGACAUAUAUCUCAAACAAAAUGGUACAGGAACAAUAUGUUCAAAAGUAAUGCAAGCAUGUGACUUACUAGUACGUAAUAGACAUGAUUGGAUAACUGAGGUUGUUGAAUUAGCCGACCACAAAAGUAAAUACAUCACAUUCAUAGCCAGUAGAGUAUUAGCUACAUUUUUGAUAGUAUCAAAAGACACAGUAGAUGAAAACUGGUUACAACAGAUAGCUGAAAAUAUUUAUUUAUUUGAUAGAAUCAACAGAAUUACAGUACAAAAGAUAAAUUUUACUCUAGAUAUAAUUAAAAGGAUAGUGGAGUGGAAAGAUGUUGAACAGCAUCCUUUGGAAGACAGUAACUACAUUAACACACCAAGUAAUACUUAUGUUCAAGAAGACAAUCCAUUUAGAAGUAAUAUAGGCUAUUCUAAUAGUACAGAAGGCCCAUCAAGUUCACAUAACAAUUUACACAAUGAAUUUUCAAAUUUACACACCAAUAGCACUCCGUCGACAUCAAAUGAACAGGCGGAGAAGCCCGUAAUCUUUAAACUACAAGAACCAGUAUUAAAAUUAGACUCUAAUGAGGAAAGGCAGGAGAUGGAGCAUUCUCCUGAAACACCAGCUGAAAGAAUAGAAAGAGUCAAUGAGCAUGGUUGUGUGACUGUCAUGCUGACAGAUUCUGAAUCUUUUGACACUUCACACAUAAAGUGUUUAACGAUAAAAACCUUGGAGCACCACUGGCCGAUUCUUGUGAAAAACAUGAAACUUUUACUACUAAGGUACCUGAAUUUAGCUAAUGCUGAAAAUUGUAUAUUAACAUUUUUUUCUUUAUGGGAGAACAUCAUAAGUGUUAAAGCGAAUCUCUCGAUAAUCGAUACAAAACCAUUUUAUGCAGACCUUCAGAGCUUUGUUGAUUUACUAAGGAAUACAAUGUUGCCGAGUUUAAUAUACACACAUUUGUUAAGUUUAUUCAAUGAGGUUCUAUGUUAUGGUUCGACAUUAGCUUUACAAGAUAUUUUACCCGAAGAAAUAUGCAGCUUAGCUCACUCAAUAGUGAGAUUUGUUAAAGAUUUUAGGUUAUUAAAUAAUGUAAGAGUACAAAAUAGUAGGAGUGGUUUUGGCUUUUUAGGGCACGACUGUAGGGUUGUAACGGACUAUUCCUUAGGGCCUGAAGUAUUACCCUUAUCAUCCUCGAUACAGUUAGUAGACCAGAGUUACGGAGAUGAUGAUAUUGAUCAACAAUCACAGUCAGAGGUAGACAAGACUAUGUUGCAAAGAAUGUCUUUGCUCGUGCUCAAAUCUAUAGCUGUCACAGUCAAAGAGAUGAGAUGUGAUUCGUCAGACAGUUCAAUAGAUUCAUCAGACUACAAUGCUAUACAAGACAUGCAGAUUGUAGAGAGGUCAAUACGGGAUGUAUUGAAGAAAUUAGAUGUUUUUAUACGGAAUAGUUUAGAUUUCCAUCCAGAAACACCAUUCACAAAAAUGUUAAUACAUUUGUUUAGUGAGCAAGACGAUUAUCUAAUAGAAUCAAUGGUUUGUACUUUGGAUAUUACAGUUGGCAUCGUCUAUAGGAAUUCCGUGUAUCCAGACUUAAUACCUAUGUUGAAUCCGAUUUCAUCGUUCAUAGAAUUUCUUAAGGUUGUUUCGCACGACAGUGAUGUUCUGUUGGAUUAUUUGGUAAGUAAUGAGACAUGUUUUCUGCUAUACUUACUAAGGUUUCUUAAAUAUGUAAGAAGGAACUGGCCUAAGUUUCUUGAUACGUGCCAGCAGACUGAUGCGGGAGGCACGAGAGGCCUAGACGACACAAUGAGAGUCUUAAUACGAUUACGUUUACAAAUAAGUCGAUUAGUAUCAAAAUCACUCUUCCCAUACAACAUAAGUCCUGUUCUGAGAUUGUUGGAGGUUUCUGAAAGCUUGUAUGAAGGUAACGAAUUUAGCUGAAUAUUGAUUUUCAUCAUUAAAAUUAACCCACACAAUAUACUGUGUGGGCUAGGAAGGUGUCCCCUUUAAAAUUACAAAGACUGCUAUCUUUAUUUUUACAUUCCAAAAUUCCUUACUCUAAAUGGUACUUUGUGCUAAUUCAUUUAAUUUAUAUUAGACUUUAGGAAUGUAUUAUUUGUAAUGAUAGAUGUAGAUUAUAAAAUUAUGGAUGUAUAAUAAUCGUCUUCCGUUUUUGAAUGGCUUUUAAAUUGUGUACAGUGUGUUCAUAAAUGAAAAUUGAUGUUUUUCUAAUGAUUAUUUUUAUACAAUAUAUUUUCUAUGAGAAACUCAAUGUGCCUUAUUUUAAUAAAUGAAAGGUGCUCUACGGGAUAGGAACAAUUAUAUAAACAUUGCACAAAUAUAUAUAUAUAAGAUACAAUUUUUUUUGUAACCAUAAUUUAGCAUAAUAUUAUUAUGAUAUAAUUUAGUAUUGAUUUAUUUGUUAGUGUUAAUUUAUUUUAAUUUCGGUUGUAUUAUAUAAAGUUAAGUUUUUUUGCGUAAAUGGGUCUGUGAAAGUUUUCUAUUUUUAAACUAAAUAAUGAUCAGUGCCGCGCUUUUGUGUGUAAAUAUUUGCCAUCAAUUACCAUUUUAUAUUAUGUAACUGUAAUAAUAAUAAUCAGUAUUAAUACAAUAUCCUAUUUAUGUUGAGAAAUAAUUUUGUAUUUUUUUUUUCGUGAAGUUCAAUGCUAUUUGCUUUGUAAACUUAGAAUGUCUGAUUGAUAAAACCGAUGUAACGAAAGCUGAUUAGAAAGUGUUGGCAAGGCACACAAAGGGCCUGCACUGGUAGGUACCAUAAGGUUAUCUAACUAUGCCUCAACUUCCCCUCCAGGUCUGGUUUCCGGUGACCACUUGGCACAAGGUGGUGAGAGCUAGUUUGAUUGUCUAAUGCAGAGGCUCCCACACUUAAUUUGUCUACUACCCACUUUGAGAAUAAAUUAUUUUAUAGCGCCCCCACUUAUUCACCUACUUAAAAACCACUAUAGCGAGAGCUCAGUCAGUGUCUAAGAGUCCUCCUAGAUGAAAUUAUAAAUCGCCUUCCAAGCCUCUACACGAAACCCCUAUUAUUUUUUCUGGGUCUCCUACCGCCCCCCCCCUUUAGGCCUACUGCGCCUACAAGGGGGCGUUAUCGCUCACUUUGAGAAAAGCUGAUCUAAUGAAAUACAAAUAUUCGACAUUAAGCUGUAUUAUAAUUUGUUUUAUAGCGUAAAGUCCACAUUCUGUACCAUUAGAAAUUCUUUAGCCUUAAUCAUAUUAAUUAUCAUGUUAACCUUUUUUUUUAAGUUUACAAAGCAACAAAGAACUUUUUCAACGCGUACGUUAUUCUUGUAUUUGUAGCUUUAAGUUAUCUAAAACAAUUUUUAGUGUCAUUUUGUGUUUGAACAAAAAAAAUACAUUGGGGAUUAAAAUUAUACAAAUAUUUUCACUUCCAAAUUUAUGUAAGGGAUUUGAUGUCAUGCAAUUGCUUUCAACUCGUAAACGGUUGUCGAGGUUGGGUUUUUAAGUCUCUGUAGGUCUUUUAAAGGCGAUUGGAUCGAUUCGAAGAUUGGUACGACCGAUAGUUCUACUCCCGAUGUUCCAGUUUGUAGGCUGCGACUAAGACUAUGGAUUAUAAUUGAGAUAUCGAUCUACUCUCGAUAGGCAGAGGCCUGGCUCUGCCCCUGGCAUUGCUAAGGUCCAUGGGCGACGGUAACCACUCACCAUCAGGUGGACCGUAUGCUCGUCUGCCUACAAGGCAAAAUUAAAAUAAAUAGUCGCGAAGGAAUUCAUACCAUUAAUGUCACACAAAACAGCAGAUAAACGUUAUAAGAGCCGAGGCCGUCUCGAUUCUAGUAUAAAAAAAAAAAACGAUGCUUCCGGACGAAAAAUAGAAUGAAUAAUGUUGAAAGCAAAAUGACACUAAACCAUUAAAUCUUAAGGUUGAAUACAAUCGCGACAGACUGUUAAUUAAGACGUAAUAAUUGUUGAGAAGAAAAUAAUAAUAAUAAUUUAAAAAAAGAAAACAUGUUAUCUCCAUCCGUAUUUUAAUAUUAAACGUUAGUGUGUAAUCACGUCCCUAAGGUCGGAUGUUUAAAUUAUUGAGAUACAUUUGUUUUGACAUGGUAAAAAAUAUAUUUUUAAUUUCUUACAUAUUUCAAGAGACAAGGCCGGAACUGAAAUGUUCAAAUACUAAAUUAAUUUAGCAAAUAACAAAAUAGAUAUUUAGUUACAGUUUUAAGCAACUAUCAACUUUGUUUUCAUAGCACGAAAGGUUAUUCUGGUUCUCUAUUUGAUUUAAACAUUCAACUUUAAUGCAUUCGAUUUUAUUUUUCUUUGUAUUGUAUCUUUUUUUUUAACAUGCUUAUGAAUCUCAGAAUUAAUGUUUGAUAAAAUUUUAACUAUGAUUGUAGCCGGCCAAUGAAAUCCAACCUUAAAUCUAUUCAGAAAUAGAAAGACUGAUUUGACGUACAUUUUGCACAAUUACGUCACCUAUCGAAAGUUAUUCCUAUUCAUCUAAGGAAUUUAAAAUUCGCGCCACGGAAAAGAAAUGGCACCACCUUCAUUCAAUUAAAAAAGAACCUUAAAACGCUCAUACCUCACUAGCCGGUUUUAAUUAUAUCUUCAAUUCGUUUUCUUCUUCUCAUUCGUUAGGUACCUCAUUACAUUUAGUACCCUUAUUCAGGAUCGUAAACUUCUGUAGUCUCCUCAGCAUUACUCUUUACCUAUUCCUAUCCGUUGCUUGGCGAAGAGCUUCGUUGACCGGUAUUUCUUCAACACCCGUAGUAUAUUUCUCAUCGAAUAUUGGUUAUACUAAAAACUACAUCUGUUUACCAUUUAAACACAUUAAAUUUCGAUUUCCCGACUAUAUUAAUGAUAGCUAAAUUAUAUUAAACAAUAUUACUGGUGGUAGGACCUCUGCUCUCUCUGACCUCUGGUGAGUCCGCGCGGGUAGGUACCACCGCCCUGCCUAUUUCUGCCGUGAAGCAGUAAUGCGUUUCGGUUUGAAGGGUGGGAAAGCCCUUGUAACUAUACUGAGACCUUAGAACUUAUAUAAGAUGUCUAUGGGCUCCAGUAACCACUUAAUACCAGGUGGGCUGUGAGCUCGUCCACCAUCUAUACAAUAAAAAAAAGUAGUUACGUUCUAAUUAAAACUAAUAAUUGUUUUAUUCAAUUCUAGAAUAUUUUUUUUAUAAAAACGAAAGACGGUAGUUAGCAGAAUAUUGAAAUGACGGCAUAGAAAUUUUGCGACUAUUUAUGUGAACAGAUGGUUAAUCGAUGUCGUUUUCAUUAAGGCCAAUGAGUUCAGAUAAAAAUAAAACUUUAAUCAGGUUUCCCGCGGCUUAUAUGCUCCUUGCUAGGUAUCGAUAUAAUAAUAUUUAAAUAGUUCUAUUUAUAAUCCACAGUGGACUAGGCUUAAAUAUUACUGUUUUCAUAACGCAUCAUUAGAGAUAUGUCUCAAGGAAAUUUGACAUCCGUCCGUGUGGCUCUGACACGAAAUGCGGUAGCGUCGUCAAAACAGUUGAUCUUGCCAAUAGAAUUUAGAAACUAAGCCUUUUAAUACACUGAUUUUUCGAAACACAUUAUGACCCUUAAUUAAUCGAAUAUUAAUUGAAAAUAAUGAAAACAAAGAAACAUUUUUUAAAAUUUCCUUGAUAAUAAACAUUUUUUAGGUAAAAUCUUUUUUAACUUGUUAUUUAAUGUUAAUUUUCUAUUCAUAUUCGAUUGAUUUUGGUGAGACUUUUCAAUUAUGAAUUUACAAGUGAUAAAACUGGUUUGAAAUCAAAAUCAAUUGUGUUGGGUACUUGUAAAUUCAUAGUGACAUUGAAUAGGCUACAGAUGACAGAAAUUACGAAAUUAUUUAUGUAAGUUCUUGUCGUAAGUGAAAACUUGUUUUCGUUAAGUAAAAUUAAUUUAACGAUAAUAAAUAAAAUGAAAUAUUUUUGUACGUGA
Messenger RNA from Bombyx mori (domestic silkworm), 6676 nucleotides. It is a transcript of the gene lin, whose product is annotated as protein lines. The transcript has 2 exons. Lineage: Eukaryota; Metazoa; Arthropoda; Insecta; Lepidoptera; Bombycidae. The coding region runs from base 287 to 2710 and encodes 807 amino acids. The record is from RefSeq and is a predicted model, not a curated record.